AUGUAUGUCAGGUCUGGCAAAGACGAACACAAUCGUCGUAUAUUAUAUACGACUGGAGAAAAAUUACGUACGUUUGAAAAAAUAUCUGAUAUUACGAUAGAUGAUGUUGUAUCCGCUUUUUUAUGAGUACAUGCUUGGACCUGCAACAGAAAUUAAUUUUUAGGUAACAAGUUGGUCAAAAACAAGGUCUUCAAUAAGUUUAGGUAAUAAAAUGUUAAAAAUAGCCGAUUUAUAAAAAUUUAGAUAAUAAUUUUCAUAGAACUUGUGUAUUUUCACCAGUGUUUAGGUAACAGAUUUUGAAUUUUUAGGUAUAAAGUUUUCUUAAAAAAUCAUUGUAGCUUUAAGUAUACUGUAGGAAAGUCAUGUUAACUUAUACUUAUAUAACUAAUAUUACUUUAUAAAUCUCAGGGCGAUGCAGGGUAGUGUAGGGUAGACUAGUGUAGUGUAAUGUACGGUAGGAUAGCAUAAAACCGUUUACGGUACAGCAAAGUAGGCAGUGUAGGGCACGGUAGGGCAUGGUAUGUAAGACAAUGUAGCGCUUGAUGUGAUAAGGUGUAACUGGGCAAAAGAAGAAGGUUAAGGUGUAGAUUAGAUAACGUAGAGUAUGGUGGGGUAAGGUAGGGUAGGGUAGGGUAGGGUAGGGUAGGGUAAGGUAGGGUAGGGUAGGGUAGGGUAGGGUAGGGUAGGGUAGGGUAGGGUAGGGUAGGGUAGGGUAGGGUAGGGUAGGGUAGGGUAGGGUAGGGUAGGGUAGGGUAGGGUAGGGUAGGGUAGGGUAGGGUAGGGUGGGGUAGGGUAGGGUAGGGUAGUGUAGGGUAAGGUAGGGUAGGGUAGGAUAAACCUAGUAAUGCUAAGGUAUUUAUGUCACAUUAUGUUGAUAUUCUAUUACAUUUUGCUUCAAUAUACGUUCAGAAACGACAAUGUUCGUUACCAUUUCAAAAUAAAUAAACAAAAAGAAAAUAAAGAAUUGAUCAAAGAGCGAUCGUCACCCACUUACAAUAUAUAAAGUAUCUGCUCGUGAUUCGAAAGUAACUUCUAUAGUAAUGUUGUUUGUUUUUAGAACUUUGUUUCUUUUUACUCUGUUAACCGUCGUAUUAGCUGGGUUUGGCGAUGGUAAGUUGUAAUUCAAGUUUUAAUUUUAAAAUUUUAAUUUUUCAAAAUUUUUUUUAUUUAAAAAAUUGAAAUCUUAAAAAAUUUAGACUUUGUGACAUGCAUAGUAAACAACUGUCAGCCAUACUACGGCAAACCAGAAUACAAAUGUGUGCCAACCAGCAGUUGUAAUGGUAAAUUGUACGAUCAAGAUGGGAAGUUUUUGAUAGAUGUGUAA
Molecule: messenger RNA, 1324 nt
Organism: Bursaphelenchus okinawaensis
Lineage: Eukaryota; Metazoa; Nematoda; Chromadorea; Rhabditida; Aphelenchoididae
Source: the annotation of a GenBank genome assembly